ACAAGACCACAGACUGGAGAGAGACCAGAGACACCAAUAGCUGGGAAGAGACCAGUUGUUUAUACCAAAAUAGCUUGUGUGAGAUGUUCGGCCUUGACCUGUUGAACCAAGGUCGGAUCCGGCGAACGAAUUUCCUCCGUACUGUUGAGCGACACAUUGAGCAGCUAAAGCAGAGAGGACGGACACAUUUCUCAGCGGAUCUUCUUCUGAGUCCCUACACGCACACCGCUGAGUCAGCUUUCAUUUUUUCUCCUGUCACCCAAGAUUUGCCAACUGACACCCAAUAUUUGCCAGCUGUCACCCAAGAUUUGCCUACUGACACCCAAGAUUUGCCUACUGACACCCAAGAUUUGCCUACUGACACCCAAUAUUUGCCUAUUGACACCCAAGAUUUGCCUACUGACACCCAAGAUUUGCCUACUGACACCCAAGAUUUGCCUAACGUUACAUUAACUAAUCAUUCACGAGACGAAUUUUUCUUGCAUGAACAAUUUUUUUCGAAGAUUUUGAGCAAGGAGUUUUCACGAAGUGGUGUACCAGACAUUGCAAAACUUGACUCACACGUAGGAGAGUUCAAAUCAGAGACCACCUGUUGCAGUGGUGUAAACAAUCAUUUAAAUAAAGAAGAUUUAGAUCAAAAUGGCAAUUCUAUACGUUUAGAGGAAAAACAAACAGAAAAUGUAGAACAAACUACCUUACAAACUGAAGAUGUAGAACAAACUACCUUACAAACGGGAGAUGUAGAACAAACUACCUUACAAACAGAAGAUGUAGAACAAACUACCUUACAAACAGAAGAUGUAGAAGAAACUACCUUACAAAUAGAAGAUGUAGAACAAACUACCUUACAAACAGAAGAGGUAGAACAAACUACCUUACAAACUGAAGAUGUAGAACAAACUACCUUACAAACAGAAGAUGUAGAACAAACUACCUUACAAACAGAAGAUGUAGAACAAACUACCUUACAAACAGAACAUGUAGAAGAAACUACCUUACAAAUAGAAGAUGUAGAACAAACUACCUUACAAACAGAAGAGGUAGAACAAACUACCUUACAAUCUGAAGAUGUAGAACAAACUACCUUACAAACAGAAGAUGUUGAACAAACGUCCUUACAAACAGAAGAUGUAGAACAAACUACCUUACAAACAGAAGAGGUAGAACAAACUACCUUACAAACAGAAGAUGUAAAACAAACUACCUUACAAACAGAACAUGUAGAAGAAACUACCUUACAAACAGAAGAGGUAGAACAAACUACCUUACAAACAGAAGAGGUAGAACAAACUAUCAUACAAACAGAAGAGGUAGAACAAACUAUCAUACAAACGGGAUAUCUAGAACUAUUUAGCUUACAAACAGAAGAUGUUCAGCAAAUUACUUUACAAACAGAAGAUGUAGAACAAACUACCUUACAAACAGAAGAAGUUGAACAAACUACCUUACAAACGGAUGAUAUAAAACAAUCUUCCUUACAAACAAAAGAUGUAGAACAAACUACCUUACAAACUGAAGAUGUAGAACAAACUACCUUACAAACAGAAGAUGUAGAACAAACUAUCAUACAAACGGGAGAUGUAGAACUAACUAACUUACAAACAGAAGAUGUUCAGCAAAUUACCUUACAAACAGAAGAUGUUGAACAAACGUCCUUACAAACAGAAGAUGUAGAACAAACUACCUUACAAAUAGAAGAUGUAGAACAAACUACCUUACAAACAAAAGAUGUAGAACAAACUACCUUACAAACAGAACAUGUAGAAGAAACUACCUUACAAACAGAACAUGUAGAACAAACUACCUUACAAACUGAAGAUGUAGAACAAACUACCUUACAAACAGAACAUGUAGAAGAAACUACCUUACAAACAGAAGAUGUAGAACAAACUACCUUACAAACAGAACAUGUAGAAGAAACUACCUUACAAACAGAACAUGUAGAACAAACUACCUUACAAACUGAAGAUGUAGAACAAACUACCUUACAAACAGAACAUGUAGAAGAAACUACCUUACAAACAGAAGCUGUAGAAGAAACUACCUUACAAAUAGAAGAUGUAGAACAAACUACCUUACAAACAGAAGAUGUAGAACAAACUACCCCACAAACAGAACAUGUAGAAGAAACUACCUUACAAAUAGAACAUGUAGUACAAACUACCUUACAAACAGAAGAUGUAGAACAAACUACCCCACAAACAGAACAUGUAGAAGAAACUACCUUACAAAUAGAAGAUGUAGAACAAACUACCUUACAAACAGAAGAUGUUCAGCAAACUACCUUACAAACAGAAGAUGUAGAACAAACUACCUUACAAACUGAAGAUGUAGAACAAACUACCUUACAAACAGAAGAUGUAGAACAAACUACCUUACAAACAGAAGAUGUAGAACAAACUACCUUACAAAGAGAAGAUGUAGAACAAACUACCUUACAAACAGAACAUGUAGAAGAAACUACCUUACAAAUAGAAGAUGUAGAACAAACUACCUUACAAACAGAAGAGGUAGAACAAACUACCUUACAAUCUGAAGAUGUAGAACAAACUACCUUACAAACAGAAGAUGUUGAACAAACGUCCUUACAAACAGAAGAUGUAGAACAAACUACCUUACAAACAGAAGAGGUAGAACAAACUACCUUACAAACAGAAGAUGUAAAACAAACUAUCAUACAAACGGGAUAUCUAGAACUAACUAGCUUACAAACAGAAGAUGUUCAGCAAAUUACUUUACAAACAGAAGAUGUAGAACAAACUACCUUACAAACAGAAGAAGUUGAACAAACUACCUUACAAACGGAUGAUAUAAAACACUCUUCCUUACAAACAAAAGAUGUAGAACAAACUACCUUACAAACUGAAGAUGUAGAACAAACUACCUUACAAACAGAAGAUGUAGAACAAACUAUCAUACAAACGGGAGAUGUAGAACUAACUAACUUACAAACAGAAGAUGUUCAGCAAAUUACCUUACAAACAGAAGAUGUUGAACAAACGUCCUUACAAACAGAAGAUGUAGAACAAACUACCUUACAAAUAGAAGAUGUAGAACAAACUACCUUACAAACAAAAGAUGUAGAACAAACUACCUUACAAACAGAACAUGUAGAAGAAACUACCUUACAAACAGAACAUGUAGAACAAACUACCUUACAAGCUGAAGAUGUAGAACAAACUACCUUACAAACAGAACAUGUAGAAGAAACUACCUUACAAACAGAAGAUGUAGAACAAACUACCUUACAAACAGAAGAGGUAGAACAAACUACCUUACAAACAGAAGCUGUAGAAGAAACUACCUUACAAAUAGAAGAUGUAGAACAAACUACCUUACAAACAGAAGAUGUAGAACAAACUACCCCACAAACAGAACAUGUAGAAGAAACUACCUUACAAAUAGAAGAUGUAGAACAAACUACCUUACAAACAGAAGAUGUAGAACAAACUACCUUACAAACAGAACAUGUAGAAGAAACUACCUUACAAAUAGAAGAUGUAGAACCAUCUACCUUACAAACAGAAGAUGUUCAGCAAACUACCUUACAAACAGAAGAUGUAGAACAAACUACCUUACAAACAGAAUAUGUUCAGCAAAGUACCUUACAAACAGAAAUUAUAGUUCAAACUAACUUACAAACAGAAGAUGUAGAACAAACUACCUUACAAACAGAAAUUAUAGUACAAACUAACUUACAAACAGAAGAUGUAGAACAAACUACCUUACAAACAGAAGAUGUAGAACAAACUACCUUACAAACAGAAGAUUUAGAACAAACUACCUUACAAACACAAUAUGUAGAACAAACUACCUUACAAACAGAAGAUGUAGAACAAACUACCUUACAAACAGAAGAUGUAGAACAAACUACCUUACAAACUGAAGAUGUAGAACAAACUACCUUACAAACAGAAUAUGUUCAGCAAACUACCUUACAAACAGAAAUUAUAGUUCAAACUAACUUACAAACAGAAGAUGUAGAACAAACUACCUUACAAACAGAAGAUGUUCAGCAAACUACCUUACAAACAGAAAUUAUAGUACAAACUAACUUAAAAACAGAAGAUGUAGAACAAACUACCUUACAAACAGAAGAUGUAGAAGAAACUACCUUACAAACAGAAGAUGUAGAACAAACUACCUUACAAAUAGAAGAUGUAGAACAAACUACCUUAAAAACAGAAGAUGUAGAACAAACUACCUUACAAACAGAAGAUGUAGAACAAACUACCUUACAAACAAAAGAUGUAGAACAAACUACCUCACAAACAGAAGAUGUAAAACAAACUACCUUACAAACCGAAGAGGUAGAACAAACUAUCACACAAACGGGAGAUCUAGAACUAACUAGCUUACAAACAGAAGAUGUUCAGCAAAUUACCUUACAAGCAGAAGAUGUAAAACAAACUAACUUACAUACAGAAGAUGUAGAACUAACUAGCUUACAAACAGAAGAUGUUCAGCAAAUUACCUUACAAGCAGAAGAUGUUCAGCAAAUUACCUUACAAGCAGAAGAUGCAAAUGGUGAAGAUGUGGUCGAUUCAGGUAACAUAGUAGAAGACACAACAGACCAUGGCACAUUGAACAACACAGACACAGACAAAAAGCUAUGGCUUCUCAACGUUUUUAGAGCUGUUUGUCAUGUUCUUUCAAAUCCUGAGAUGCCAUUUCUUGGAUGACAAGUGAGAUGCCAUUUCUUGGAUGACAACAACUGAGAUGCCAUGUCUAGCAAGAACCUUUGUUUUGCUGUAUUUGACACAUAGCAUUAUAUGUUCCUUCUGUAUGUUAUUUCUGUGUAUGUUUCUUCUAAAACAGCAAAUUUUACUGUAGUAAAAGCUUUUGAGUCAUGAAACAUGUUAUGUAAUUUAACAUAAAUUGAGAAUAAAAUAUAUAUUUUCUAUCAGUACUAAGAAUUAAGGACCACCUUCUCAUAAUAUUCUAAUUAAAAAUUUGAUAUUUGAAAAAUAAAAAUGAGAAUUGAAUAAUGUUGUUUACUUAUAAUCUCUGGCACUGAUUGUAUAGUUAUAAUAGUACUAUGAAAUAAAGUAGAAUGUGUGAACCUACUGAUUCAAUAGUGAACUUUGGCUAAUAGAAUUAAAACAGUGUAACAAUAUCUCAGUCUCUGUACAGUAAAAUUAGGAACAUUACUUUCAUGUAGUAAAAUGUAGGAACAUUACUUUCAUGUAGUAAAAUGUAGGAACAUUACUUUCAUGCGGUAA
This is a messenger RNA of Physella acuta, 5222 nucleotides long. Its product is annotated as cytadherence high molecular weight protein 1-like. The record is from RefSeq and is a predicted model, not a curated record. NCBI's taxonomy places the organism in Eukaryota, Metazoa, Mollusca, Gastropoda, Physidae.